CCGAGCAGGCCGGACUUUCGAAAAUCGAAUUCGAUUUUUUUAUUUUUUUCGAUUGGAAAGGCCACUAGGACAUUAAAGUGAUUGUGGACUGGUGAAGUGAAAAUGUGUGAUCAUUGUGUUCAACGCUAGAGUAUAGUAAGGAUUUUUGUGCGUGAUUCACGCAUGUGAUAUGGUGUUUGGGCGAUGCAGCAGCAUUUCUGACAGUUGAACGUGAAUAAACAAGAUGGCGGAGGCGGAGGGGGGAGCGAGCGAGCAGGAUGAUGUUUCAUUCUUGCGUACGGAAGACAUGGUGUGCCUAUCAUGCACGGCGACCGGCGAACGAGUCUGUCUGGCGGCAGAGGGUUUCGGCAACCGACACUGUUUCCUAGAGAACAUCGCCGACAAGAAUAUACCCCCUGACUUGUCGCAGUGUGUGUUCGUCAUAGAACAGGCAUUGUCAGUGCGAGCUCUACAAGAGCUGGUCACAGCUGCCGGCUCCGAAACCGGUAAAGGCACAGGGUCUGGACACAGAACCUUGCUUUACGGCAAUGCUAUUCUACUGAGGCAUCUUAACAGUGACAUGUACCUAGCGUGUCUGUCAACAUCGUCGUCUCAAGACAAGCUGGCUUUCGACGUCGGUCUUCAGGAGCAUUCUCAAGGCGAAGCCUGCUGGUGGACUCUCCAUCCAGCCAGCAAGCAAAGAUCUGAGGGUGAGAAGGUGCGAGUGGGUGACGACCUUAUCCUCGUGUCUGUCGCUACGGAGAGAUAUUUGCACACAACCAAAGAGAACGAAGUAUCAAUAGUCAACGCGUCCUUCCACGUGACCCACUGGUCGGUCCAACCGUACGGCACCGGCAUAUCGCGAAUGAAAUACGUCGGAUAUGUCUUCGGUGGAGAUGUACUAAGAUUCUUCCAUGGGGGUGACGAGUGUCUUACUAUACCUAGUACUUGGAGCACAGAAGGGGGGCAGAACAUAGUGGUAUACGAAGGCGGUUCAGUGAUGUCCCAAGCCCGGUCUCUCUGGCGCCUCGAGCUUGCUCGAACGAAAUGGGCCGGUGGCUUCAUCAACUGGCUACAUCCUAUGCGUAUACGGCACAUCACCACUGGCAGAUACCUAGGAGUCAACGAUCAAAAUGAGCUGUAUCUUAUACAGAGAGACGAAGCCACAACAGCCUCCUGUGCCUUCUACCUCCGCCAAGAGAAGGAUGACCAGAAGGUGGUGCUGGAAGACAAAGACCUGGAAGUGAUAGGGUCCCCCAUCAUCAAGUAUGGCGAUUCCACUGUCAUUGUUCAACACUCGGAGACAGGACUCUGGCUGUCUUAUAAGUCGUAUGAGACAAAGAAGAAAGGCGUUGGUAAAGUGGAAGAGAAGCAAGCGAUACUUCACGAAGAAGGAAAAAUGGACGAUGGACUGGACUUCUCAAGGUCUCAGGAAGAAGAGUCGCGUACUGCUAGAGUCAUUAGGAAGUGUUCGUCGCUGUUUACUAAGUUUAUCACUGGCCUUGAAACACUACAAGAAAACCGCCGGCACUCAAUGUUCUUCGCGUCGGUGAAUCUUGGCGAGAUGGUCAUGUGUCUUGAGGAUCUGAUCAACUACUUCGCACAACCUGAUGAGGAAAUGGAACACGAAGAAAAACAGAACAAGUUCCGCGCCCUCCGCAACCGUCAGGACCUGUUCCAAGAAGAAGGCAUCCUGAACCUGAUCCUCGAAGCUAUCGACAAGAUCAACGUCAUCACGUCCCAAGGGUUCCUAGCCGGGUUCUUAGCUGGAGACGAGUCUGGGCAAAGCUGGGAAAUGAUCUCUGGAUACCUGUAUCAGUUACUUGCCGCCAUCAUAAAGGGCAACCACACGAACUGCGCGCAGUUCGCCAACUCUAAUCGUCUCAACUGGCUGUUCUCGCGUCUCGGCUCGCAAGCGUCUGGAGAGGGAACGGGCAUGCUGGACGUAUUACAUUGCGUGCUGAUCGACUCGCCUGAAGCGCUCAAUAUGAUGAGAGACGAGCACAUAAAAGUAAUCAUCUCCCUUCUCGAGAAGCACGGCCGCGACCCAAAGGUCCUCGACGUUUUGUGCUCUCUGUGCGUCGGUAACGGAGUGGCUGUGCGCUCCUCGCAGAACAAUAUCUGCGAUUAUUUACUGCCGGGGAAGAAUUUACUGCUGCAGACGGCUUUGGUGGACCAUGUGUCAAGUGUCCGUCCAAAUAUAUUCGUGGGUCGCGUGGAAGGAUCUGCCGUGUACCAGAAAUGGUACUUCGAGGUCACAAUGGACCAUAUUGAGAAGACUACUCAUAUGAUGCCGCAUUUGAGGAUAGGAUGGGCUAAUACUGCUGGCUAUGUACCUUACCCUGGCGGUGGUGAAAAAUGGGGCGGCAACGGAGUCGGUGACGACUUAUAUUCCUUCGGUUUCGAUGGAGCCAACCUUUGGUCUGGCGGACGCAAGACUGCAGUCAAUAGGAACUACACAGAUGAGCCGUAUAUUAGAAAAGGUGACGUCAUCGGCUGCGCACUAGAUCUCACCGUGCCGAUUAUCAACUUUAUGUUCAACGGCGUAAGGGUCACCGGGUCCUUCACGAAUUUCAACCUUGAGGGCAUGUUUUUCCCGGUUAUAAGCUGUUCUAGUAAACUGAGUUGCCGUUUCCUCUUAGGAGGCGAGCACGGUCGCCUCCGCUACGCGGCACCAGAGGGCUACUCACCCCUAGUGGAAUCCCUCAACCCUCAACAAGUAUUGAGUUUAGAGCCUUGCUUCUACUUCGGAAACUUGGCUAAGCGAGCUUUGGCUGGACCGCCUUUACUGCAAGAUGACACAGCAUUUGUGCCAACGCCAGUUGACACCACUUUGAUUACGUUGCCAUCGUAUGUGGAGCAAAUCAGGGAUAAAUUAGCAGAAAACAUUCACGAAAUGUGGGCCAUGAACAAGAUCGAAGCCGGCUGGAUGUAUGGCGAUCAGCGCGAAGACUUGCAUAAAAUACACCCGUGCUUGGUUCCCUUCGAAAGACUACCGGCCGCUGAGAAGCGAUACGAUAUCCAACUUGCUGUGCAGACGCUCAAUCCACUGGAUGACCUGUUUAUUUUAUUUCCACAGUCAAACGGCUACAAACCAGCACCUCUCGACCUGAGCGCUGUCACCCUGACACCGAAGAUGGACGAACUGGUCGACCAACUCGCCGAGAACACGCACAAUCUUUGGGCCAGGGAGCGCAUACAGCAGGGGUGGACUUACGGUCUCAAUGAGGACCCCGACAUGCACCGGUCUCCCCACUUGGUGCCGUAUCCCAAAGUGGACGACGCUAUCAAGAAAGCCAAUCGCGACACGGCAUCAGAGACUGUCCGUACGCUACUCGUUUAUGGGUACAUGUUAGAUCCGCCCACUGGUGAACAACAUGAAGCUCUCCUACUGGAGGCUUCGAAACAGAAGCAGGCUGACUUCCGUACAUACAGAGCUGAGAAGAACUACGCCGUCGGCUCUGGCAAGUGGUACUUCGAGUUUGAGAUACUGACUGCUGGGCCCAUGAGGGUUGGCUGGGCACACGCUGACAUGGCUCCCGGUAUGAUGCUGGGCCAAGACGAGAACUCCUGGGCUUUCGACGGAUACAAUGAGGAAAAAGUGUACAGCGGUAGUACGGAAUCGUUUGGCAAGCAAUGGGCGGUCGGUGACGUUGUCGGCGUGUUCCUAGAUCUGAUCGAUAAGACGAUAAGUUUUUCGCUCAAUGGCGAACUUUUAAUGGACGCCCUGGGUGGUGAAACUACGUUUGCUGACGUGCAAGGCGAUAAUUUCGUGCCCGCCUGUACCCUUGGAGUGGGACAGAAAGCCAGGUUGACAUACGGACAGGACGUUAACUCUCUGAAGUUCUUCACAAUGUGCGGUCUGCAAGAGGGUUACGAACCAUUCUGCGUCAAUAUGAAGAGAGACGUGACCCACUGGUACACCAAGGACCAGCCAAUUUUCGAGAACACUGAUGAGAUGAUUGACACCAGGAUCGAUGUCACCAGAAUACCGGCUGGAUCAGAUACGCCGCCCUGUUUGAAAAUAUCCCACAACACGUUUGAAACUAUGGAGAAGGCAAACUGGGAGUUCCUAAGGUUGUCACUGCCUGUCAUCUGUCAUGCUCAGUUUAUCGACGAGCAAGAAAAAGCCCGCCGCUGGGUAGAGAUCAAGGAGCGUCAACAGAUGCUGAUGAAAGAGGCCGCCGAUGCGCAAAUGCCGGCGCACAUCGACCAAAUCAUGCGCAGCGGCUUCACUAUGAACGACAUUAAAGGUCUCCACUACGACGAAGCUGACGAGCCGAAAAUGAGCUCAAACCUCAAGCGGCAGCCUUCCCGCCCCCCCCGCAAAGGCUCAGUGGGGAGAACCGUCACUAUACAGAAUUACAAUUUGCAGCCAGGGCAAGUUAACGGGAUGCAUCGUACUACGAGCGAGGCUGAAAUGUCGAAGUAUGAGCUGGGAGUUCAAAGCCCGCCGGAUGACAAGAAGGAUAAGAGGGGGCGGUCGCCUUUCAAGUUCUUCAAAAGCAAACGCGGUGAGAGUGGUGAUCGCUCCAAAUCGCGUAAAUCAAAAACACCGGAUCCCUUCAGCGACGGCGAGUUAUCUCCAGAGCGGUCCGGCAUGAGACGACCGAACCCACAGAUACGAGUGUCGCAGGCGAAUACAAGGUGCGAUGCCACCUACGGCCGGGCAAGCAAGCCGUACUUGUUUGACCAGGGCAAUACAAACCUCAACAACCUCCAAGUGCCAACCCCCCAGCAAGGUCGAAAGGAGAUGACGACCAGCACGCUCGCAGCAGCUCAAACUGAGAUGGUCGGCAAUGAAAUAUUCGACUCUGAAUGCCUUAAGCUUAUCAACGAGUAUUUCUACGGUGUCAGGGUAUACCCCGGUCAGGACCCAACACAUCUCUACGUCGGCUGGGUGACCACUCAAUACCACUUACACUCCCGUGACUUCAAUCAGAGCAAGGUCAUGAAAUCAUCCGUCAUCAUCACCGAUGACUAUGACCGGGUUAUUGAGAGUGUCGAACGUCAGUCCUGCUACAUGGUACGCGCUGACGAGCUAUACAAUGAGGUUAUGGCCGAGGCAGCCGGAGCCAAGGGUGCCUCGCAAGGCAUGUUCAUCGGAUGCUCGGUAGAUACCUCUACUGGCAUUGUAUCUUGGACUUGCGAAGGAAAGGACACCAGUUUCAAGUACAAGAUGGAGCCGGAAAUAAAGCUCUUCCCAGCCAUCUUCGUAGAAGCGACCUCCAAGGAAAUCCUCCAGAUCGAGCUCGGUCGCUCGACCACGAGUUUGCCGCUCAGCGCCGCCGUGUUGCCCACGAGCGACAAGCAUGUGACACCCCAGUUCCCGCCGCGGCUGAAGAUACAGUGCUUAAAGCCGCACCAGUGGGCUAGGGUCCCCAACCAGUCGCUUCAAGUGCACGCGCUCAAAUUGUCGGACAUCCGUGGUUGGUCCAUGCUGUGCGAAGACGCUAUCUCCAUGUUAGCCCUACAUAUACCUGAGGAGGACCGCUGCAUAGACAUCCUGGAGUUGAUCGAGAUGGACAAACUUCUCAGUUUCCAUUCACACACUCUGACGCUGUAUGCUGCCUUGUGCUAUCAGAGCAACUACAGGGCUGCACACGCACUUUGCCAGCAUGUUGACCAAAAACAACUGCUGUACGCUAUCCAGUCACAAUACAUGUCUGGACCGCUCCGCCAAGGGUUCUACGAUCUGCUCAUAGCGUUGCAUCUUGAGUCACACGCUACUACAAUGGAAACAUGCAAGAACGAGUUUGUAAUCCCCCUCGGUCCAGAACUGAAGGCGUUAUAUGAAGACCCUGACAUGCAGCACAGCCUUCGCUCUCUGCAGUGUGAGAGCGUACAUCCACAAAUGAAGAUGACAGAUAUUGCUGAAAACAUCUCAGACAUCAGCAACCUCUACUCGCCCAACUUCCCCUUAGAAGUGGUCCGCGAAUUCGUGAUGCAAGCAUUAGCUGAAGCUGUGGAAACGAAUCAAGUGCACAACAGGGAUCCUGUUGGUGGAAGCAACGAAAAUCUAUUCCUGCCUCUCAUCAAGUUAGUGGACCGUCUCCUGUUAGUCGGUAUGAUGCGUGAUGAAGACGUGGAGAAGCUCCUCAUCAUGAUCAACCCUGAAACUUGGGACCCCACCUUUGACAAAGAAGGCAAAGAUGAGCACCGCAAAGGCCUACUCCACAUGAAGAUGGCAGAAGGGGCGAAACUACAGAUGUGCUACCUUCUCCAGCAUCUGAACGAUGUACAACUGCGGCACAGAGUAGAAGCCAUCAUAGCGUUCGCGCACGACUUCGUUGGAGAUUUGCAGACUGACCAGCUUAGACGUUACAUCGAGAUUAAGCAAUCGGAUCUUCCCAGCGCUGUGGCUGCUAAGAAGACCAGAGAAUUCCGUUGCCCUCCUCGGGAACAGAUGAACGCCAUACUCAGUUUCAAGCACAUGGAUCUAGUAGAAGAGGCCGAGAAGGACAACAUCCCUUGCGGUGAGGAUCUGAUCGCUCGUAUGUCAGAGUUCCACGAGGGACUUAUGUCGCAUGUAUCUCUGUCUGCGUUGCAAGAACCUGAAGUGCCAGAAUCGACGGAACCGGAGGUGAAACCGGGAACGAUUGGCAAGAUAUACAACAUUAUCAACACUGUCAAAGAGCUGGACGAAGAACCUAAACCUAUUGAGGAGCCACCGCGUAAGACUCCAGAAGAGAAGUUCCGUAAAGUAUUGAUUCAAACCAUCGUCUCAUGGGCAGAAGAAGCACAGAUCGAAACUCCCAAACUAGUCCGAGAGAUGUUUAGCCUCCUAGUUCGUCAAUACGAUUCAGUCGGCGAGCUCAUCCGUGCGCUAGAAAAGACGUACGUGAUCAACGCGAAGACCAAACUGGACGUGGCCGAGAUGUGGGUGGGGCUGAGCCAGAUCCGGGCGCUGCUGCCUGUGCAAAUGAGCCAAGAGGAGGAGGAGCUCAUGAGGAAGCGGCUCUGGAAACUGGUUAACAACCACACAUUCUUCCAGCAUCCAGAUUUGAUUAGAGUACUCCGUGUCCACGAGAACGUGAUGGCAGUGAUGAUGAACACACUAGGACGCCGCGCGCAAGCUCAGUCCGACGCCGCCCCGGCCAGUCCACCCGCCGCCGAAGACAAGGAAAAGGACACGUCCCACGAGAUGGUGGUAGCGUGCUGUCGUUUCCUGUGCUACUUCUGCAGAACUGGUCGCCAGAACCAGAAAGCCAUGUUUGACCACUUCGACUUUCUUCUGGAGAACUCCAACAUUCUCCUGUCAAGACCUUCGCUACGAGGCUCCACGCCGCUAGAUGUCGCUUAUUCGAGUUUGAUGGAGAACACUGAACUAGCCUUAGCUCUAAGAGAGCACUACCUCGAGAAAAUCGCCAUCUAUCUCUCCCGCUGCGGUCUUCAGAGCAACUCUGAACUGGUCGAGAAAGGAUAUCCAGACUUGGGCUGGGACCCAGUGGAGGGUGAACGAUACUUGGACUUCUUGCGGUUCUGUGUCUGGGUGAAUGGUGAAAGCGUGGAAGAAAACGCCAAUCUCGUAAUCCGUCUACUAAUCCGUCGGCCGGAGUGCCUCGGGCCGGCGCUGCGAGGCGAAGGCGAGGGCUUGCUCAAGGCGAUUGUAGACGCAAACAAAAUGAGCGAGAGGAUAGCAGAUAGAAGGAAGCUUAGGGAGAUGGAGCAGGAGGGAGAUACUUCGUUUAGCCAUCCGCUCCCAGAAUCAGAUGAAGACGAAGAUUACAUUGACACUGGCGCCGCCAUCUUGAAUUUCUACUGCACACUUGUAGACCUGCUGGGAAGGUGUGCACCUGACGCAGGAGUUAUUGCUUUGGGCAAGAACGAAUCGCUACGAGCGCGCGCCAUUCUGCGUUCUCUUGUGCCGCUUGAAGACCUUCAGGGUGUACUGAGUCUACGGUUUACGCUGCACAACCCUGCUGCUGGCGAAGAGAGGCCUAAAUCAGAUAUGCCAUCUGGAUUGAUUCCUGGGCACAAGCAGAGCGUCGUGCUUUUUCUCGAGCGAGUGUACGGCAUUGAGACGCAAGAACUCUUCUACCGCCUUCUAGAAGAGGCGUUCCUUCCAGACUUGCGUGCCGCUACCAUGCUGGAUAGGAACGAUGGCUGUGAGUCAGACAUGGCUCUCUCCAUGAACCGAUACAUUGGCAACUCGAUCCUGCCUCUACUCAUCAAGCACGCCAACUUCUACAACGAAGCUGAGAACUACGCUAGCUUGCUUGAUGCUACCCUACACACGGUGUAUAGGUUAUCCAAGAACCGUAUGCUGACCAAAGGUCAGCGUGAAGCGGUUUCAGACUUUUUGGUGGCACUGACUUCUGCCAUGCAACCGUCUAUGCUGCUCAAGCUGCUGAGGAAACUUACUGUUGAUGUGUCUCGGCUAUCGGAGUAUACUACUGUUGCGCUCAGAUUACUAACCCUCCACUACGAACGCUGCGCAAAAUACUACGGUAGCUCCGGCUCCGGUGGUUCCUCAGACGAAGAGAAACGCCUGACCAUGAUGCUGUUCAGCAACAUCUUCGAUUCACUCAGCAAGAUGGACUACGACCCUGAACUGUUUGGGAAGGCGCUUCCUUGUCUCAUCGCUAUCGGUUGCGCUCUCCCGCCGGACUACUCUCUUGUCAAGAACUACGACGAUGAGUUCUAUGGCAAAGAACAACAAUCUACCGGCGGUCCAGACAACCCACAAUACGACCCGCAACCAAUCAACACUUCAUCAGUCGCGCUCAACAACGAUCUCAACACCAUUGUUCAAAAGUUCUCCGAGCAUUACCAUGACGCCUGGGCUUCAAGGAAAAUUGAGAACGGUUGGGUGUACGGCGAAUCAUGGUCGGAUAGUCAGAAGUCUCAUCCGCGUCUCAAGCCCUACAACAUGCUAAAUGACUACGAGAAAGAACGCUACAAGGAACCAGUCCGCGAAUCCCUAAAGGCUUUACUAGCCCUCGGCUGGUCUGUGGAACAUUCUGAAGUAGACCUGCCCAGUACUAAUAGGAGCUCCAUGAGAAGACAGUCCAAGUCUGGUGGCCAACAGCGCCCGACAGACAUUGUGACGGACUCAGCGACUCCAUUCAACUACAACCCACAUCCCGUUGACAUGACCAAUUUGACUCUGUCGAGGGAAAUGCAGAAUAUGGCCGAACGGUUAGCUGACAACGCUCACGAUAUCUGGGCUAAGAAGAAGAAGGAAGAACUUACUACAAACGGAGGCGGCAUCCACCCUCAACUAGUUCCCUACGAUCUCCUAACCGACAAAGAAAAGAAGAAAGACCGAGAACGCUCCCAAGAGUUCCUCAAAUACCUCCAAUACCAAGGCUACAAGCUACAUCGCCCCAGCAAAGCUCAACAGAGCGACACAGAACAGACCACUACGGGUGUAGCAAUCGAACUCAGAUUCGCUUACUCAUUGCUUGAGAAGUUGAUACAGUAUAUCGAUAGAGCGACGAUUAAUAUGAAGUUAUUGAAACCGUCGACUACGUUUAGCAGGAGGACCAGUUUUAAGACUAGUACGAGGGAUAUUAAGUUCUUUUCUAAGGUGGUCCUGCCUCUCAUGGAGAAAUACUUCUCAACGCAUCGCAACUACUUCAUAGCCGUAGCAACGGCGACCAACAACGUCGGUGCUGCCAGUUUGAAGGAGAAAGAGAUGGUAGCAGCGCUGUUUUGUAAGCUAGCUAGCUUGCUGCGAUCUAGGCUGGCAGCUUUUGGCCCAGACGUCAGGAUCACGGUCCGGUGUCUGCAGGUGCUUGUCAAGGGCAUCGACGCGAAGUCUCUCGUCAAGAACUGUCCUGAAUUCAUCAGGACUUCUAUGCUGACCUUCUUCAACAAUGUGGCUGAUGACUUGGGGCACACUAUACUGAAUUUACAGGAUGGAAAAUAUGCACACCUUCGAGGUACACAUCUAAAAACAUCAACGUCCCUAGGCUACAUUAAUGGUGUAAUUCUUCCCGUCUUGACGGCGAUGUUCGACCAUCUUGCCAACUGCGAGUACGGCGCCGAUCUGCUUCUGGAUGAGAUCCAAGUGGCAUCGUACAAGAUCCUCGGCUCCUUAUACACUUUGGGAACCGACGCGACUCUCACACACGACAGGAAAUAUCUCAAGACUGAAAUAGAGAGACAUAAGCCAGCAUUGGGUUCCUGUUUGGGUGCCUUCAGCUCUACAUUCCCGGUGGCGUUCUUGGAGCCCCAUCUCAACAAGCACAAUCAGUUCUCGCUGCUCAACCGUAUUGCAGAUCACUCGCUUGAGGCCCAAGAUAUAAUGGCCAAGAUGGAGCAAUCCAUGCCCACACUAGAGACCAUUCUCGGCGAGGUCGACCAGUUCGUCGAGUCAGACAAAACCUACGUGGAAGCUCCUCAUAUUAUUGACGUAGUAUUGCCACUACUAUGCUCUUACUUGCCAUUCUGGUGGGCUCAGGGGCCCGACAACGUCACUCCUACUCAAGGGAAUCACGUUACCAUGGUAACAGCGGAACACAUGAAUCAGCUUCUCAAGAACGUUCUCAAACUCAUCAAGAAGAACAUUGGCAACGAAAACGCGCCGUGGAUGACGCGCAUUGCUACUUACACUCAACAAAUCAUUAUUAACAGUUCUGAAGAACUUCUCCGUGACGUGUUCUUGCCGCUGGCGGAGAGAGUGCGCAAGCGCACGGACACCAUGUUCCACAAAGAGGAGAGCUUGCGAGGUUUCAUCAAGUCUUCAACGGAUGACACCUCACAAGUGGAAUCCCAGAUUCAGGAAGAUUGGCAACUCCUAGUUCGCGACAUCUACUCCUUCUAUCCAUUGCUUAUCAAAUACGUGGACCUGCAGAGGAACCACUGGCUCAGGAAUAAUGUCAACGAGGCUGAGGAGCUAUACAAUCACGUUGCUGAGAUAUUCAACAUCUGGUCCAAGAGUCAGUACUUCCUAAAGGAAGAGCAGAACUUCAUAUCCGCCAACGAAAUUGAUAACAUGGUUCUGAUCAUGCCUACAGCUAGCAGAAGGGUGACAACAGUUGUUGACGGAGCCCCGCAAGGCGGUGGCAAGAAAAAGAAGAAGCAUCGCGACAAGAAGCGAGAUAAGGAUAAGGAAGUCCAAGCCUCCCUCAUGGUAGCGUGUCUGAAACGUCUCUUGCCAGUCGGUCUCAACCUCUUUGCUGGACGAGAGCAGGAGUUGGUGCAGCACUGCAAAGACCGCUUCCUCAAGAAAAUGUCAGAACAAGACGUGGCUGAGUUUGCGAAGAUCCAACUCACGCUACCUGAUAAGAUCGAUCCUGCGGACGAGAUGUCCUGGCAACAUUAUCUGUAUAGCAAACUAGGCUCAAAGAGCAAGGCAGCUGUGGCUGAUAACACAGCAGAAACCAAAGCGAAGAUCAUCGACGACACAGUGGAAAGAAUAGUCGCCAUGAGCAAAGUACUCUUUGGGUUGCAUAUGAUCGACCAUCCCCAACAAAUGAGUAAGAACGUGUAUCGCUCCGUGGUAUCUAUUCAGCGGAAGCGAGCCGUCAUCGCCUGCUUCAGAUGUCUAUCCUUACAUUCUCUUACAAGGCACCGAGCAUGUAAUAUAUUCGCAAGGACGUAUUAUGAGUUGUGGUUGGAAGAGGAAAACAUCGGACAAGAGGUCAUGAUCGAAGAUUUGACGCAAUCGUUCGAAGAUGCAGAAUUGAAAAAGAGCGAUGUAGUGGAAGAGGAAGGCAAACCCGACCCUCUCACUCAGCUGGUCACCACUUUCUGUAGAGGGGCUAUGACUGAGCGGUCCGGCGCUUUACAGGAGGAUCCCCUAUACAUGUCGUACGCACACAUCAUAGCGAAGUCCUGCGGAGAAGAGGAAGAAGAAGGGGGCGGGGAGGAAGAAGAGGGGGGCGGGGAGGCGGAGGCGGCCGGGGAAGAAGAGAGCAAAGCUAGUAUACAUGAGCAAGAAAUGGAAAAACAGAAGCUUCUCUUCCAUCAAUCCCGCCUCGCUGACCGUGGGGUGGCGGAAAUGGUGCUACUCCACAUCUCAGCCUCUAAAGGCAUUCCUAGUGAUAUGGUUAUGAAGACAUUGCAACUUGGUAUCUCUAUACUCCGCGGAGGCAAUAUUGACAUACAAAUGGGUAUGCUAAACCACCUGAAAGACAAGAAGGACGUCGGUUUCUUCACGUCGAUCGCUGGCCUCAUGAACUCUUGCUCUGUGCUGGAUCUAGACGCUUUCGAGAGGAAUACUAAAGCUGAAGGUCUGGGAGUUGGUUUGGAAGGUGCAGCCGGUGAAAAGAACAUGCAUGACGCUGAAUUCACAUGUGCACUGUUCCGAUUCAUACAACUGACCUGUGAAGGUCACAACUUGGAAUGGCAGAACUACCUCCGUACUCAAGCCGGUAACACGACUACGGUAAACGUAGUCAUCUGCACUGUCGACUACCUGCUGCGACUACAGGAGUCUAUCAUGGACUUCUACUGGCAUUAUUCUAGCAAGGAACUGAUCGACCCGGCGGGCAAGGCCAACUUCUUCAAGGCCAUCGGGGUAGCGUCCCAAGUGUUCAACACGCUCACUGAAGUCAUCCAGGGCCCGUGUACGCAGAAUCAGCAGGCGUUAGCGCAUUCCAGGUUGUGGGACGCUGUAGGAGGUUUCUUGUUCCUGUUCUCCCACAUGCAAGAUAAACUGUCCAAGCAUUCGUCCCAAGUAGACUUGCUGAAGGAACUCCUCAAUCUACAGAAGGACAUGAUUACCAUGAUGUUGUCUAUGCUUGAAGGAAACGUUGUCAAUGGUACAAUCGGAAAGCAGAUGGUGGACACGCUCGUAGAAAGCGCUGGCAAUGUGGAGCUGAUCCUCAAAUACUUCGACAUGUUCCUGAAGCUCAAGGACCUGACUUCGAGCGCCAGUUUCAUGGAGAUCGACGCUAAUAGCGACGGCUGGGUGCUGCCUAAGGACUUUAAGGAGAAGAUGGAACAGCAGAAGAGUUAUACUCCCGAAGAAAUAGAGUUCCUCCUCGCCUGCUGCGAGACGAACCACGACGGCAAGAUGGACUACAUCGGGUUCUGCGACCGCUUCCACGAGCCCGCGAAGGAGAUCGGCUUCAACCUGGCCAUCCUGCUGACCAACCUCUCCGAGCACAUGCCCAAUGAACCUAGAUUGGCCCGAUUCCUGGAAACCGCUGGCUCCGUCCUGAACUAUUUCGAGCCUUUCCUCGGCCGUAUCGAGAUCAUGGGCGGCUCUAAACGCAUCGAGCGAGUUUACUUCGAGAUCAAGGAGGAAAACAUUGAGCAGUGGGAGAAGCCGCAAAUUAAGGAAUCCAAACGCGCUUUCUUCUACAGCAUAGUAACAGAAGGCGGUGACAAGGAGAAGCUAGAAGCGUUCGUCAAUUUCUGCGAAGACGCCAUCUUUGAGAUGACGCACGCGUCAGGACUCAUGGCGGCUUCCGAGGAGCAGGGCGGAGGACCGAAGAGCAGAGAAGCGGCUUAUAUGUAUCUGGGGGAUGAUGAUGAUGAGAACAAAGGCAAAGACCCCUUCCGCCGCGGCCUCCAAUCUAUAAAGGACGGCUUCGCCACCGCAUUCUCGUCCCUAUCCCCAGCGAACAUAAAGUCCAAAAUCGCGGACAUGCAGCAAAUGCCCCCGGCGGAGUUAGCCGUUGGAUUUUUCAAGAUGUUCUUCUAUCUGUUCUAUUAUAUGGGAUAUGCGUGCUUAGUGGUUAUAAGGUACAUUUUCGGCGUACUCCUCGGCCUAAUGCGAGGCCCGCAGACAGAGGAAGUGCCGCCAGAACCCACGGAGGAGGAGAAAAUUGGUCCAUCAAGGAUGCUACCAGCAUUGCCGGCGGCGGAUGACACGGGGCAAAUGCAGGUCUCUGCCUUCGGUCUGGAUAUUUCCAAAGAAGACAACGGCCAAAUCCAAGUGAAACCGCACGAGUCCCCGACCACAUCAACGCCAUCUUCCGGCGAGGAGGCGGAAGCUUCACCCGACGAGGCAGUCGAACACUCUGAGGAGCAACAGCCGCCAUCUUUGAUCGACCUGCUCGGUGGAGAACAAGCGAAGAAGCAAGCGCAAGAGAGAUUGGAAGCCCAGGCUGCGCAGCAAGCUGCUAUGUCUGCUAUCGAAGCGGAGAGUAAAAAGGCAGUGCAAGGCCCUACUCAAUCGGCCGUCUCUCAAGUGGACAUCUCUCAAUACACCAAGCGAGCUGUUUCCUUCCUUGCAAGGAAUUUCUAUAACUUGAAGUACUGCGCGCUCAUCCUGGCUUUCUGUAUCAACUUUGUGCUGCUCUUCUAUAAGGUGUCAACGCUGGAAGGUGAUGACGAGGGCUCGGGUCUCGGAGACAUCGUCAGCGGCUCAGGGUCGGGGGCAGGAUCUGGUAGUGGAGAUGGAAGUGGCGAAUCAGGCGAGGACGAGGACCCAAUAGAAAUAGUUCACAUCGACGAAGAUUUCUUCUACAUGGAGCACGUCAUCAAAGCGGCCGCGGUUCUACACUCUGUCGUCUCUUUAGCUAUCCUCAUCGGUUAUUACCAUCUCAAGGUGCCCUUAGCGAUCUUCAAGCGCGAGAAAGAGAUAGCACGACGCCUCGAAUUCGACGGUCUCUACAUCGCGGAACAACCCGAAGAUGAUGAUAUUAAGAGCCAUUGGGACAAACUUGUCAUUUCUGCCAAAUCGUUCCCCGUCAACUACUGGGACAAGUUUGUCAAAAAGAAAGUCCGUACGAAGUACUCAGAGACGUAUGACUUUGACAGCAUUUCUAACAUGCUCGGUAUGGAGAAAACUUCCUUCGCCGCUCAUGAGGAGACUGGGAAUAAGGGCUUCUUCCAAUCUUUCCUCAACCUGGACUGGCGCUACCAACUCUGGAAGGCCGGCGUGACCUUCACGGACAAUUCGUUCCUGUACUCGCUGUGGUACUUCUGCUUCUCCGUGAUGGGCAACUUCAACAACUUCUUCUUCGCUGCGCAUCUUCUAGACGUGGCUGUCGGCUUCAAGACGCUCAGAACCAUCUUGCAGUCCGUCACGCAUAACGGGAAGCAGUUGGUGUUAACAGUGAUUCUGCUAACCAUCAUAGUGUACAUAUACACUGUGAUAGCGUUCAACUUCUUCAGAAAGUUUUACGUGCAAGAAGAAGACGACGAAGUGAACAGGAACUGUCAUGACAUGUUGUCGUGCUUCGUAUUCAACAUCUACAAAGGAGUGCGCGCAGGCGGCGGUAUCGGUGACGAGCUGGAGCCGCCAGACGGUGAUGACUCAGAAGUGUGGCGCAUCAUCUUUGACGUUUCCUUCUUCUUCUUCAUCAUCAUUAUCCUGCUGGCUAUCAUUCAGGGUUUGAUCAUCGACGCCUUCGGUGAACUCCGUGACCAAUUGGAGUCAGUGAAAGAAGACAUGGAGUCCAACUGCUUCAUUUGCGGCAUGGGCAAGGACUAUCUAGAUUUGGUACCGCACGGUUUCGACACGCACGUGCAACGGGAGCAUAAUCUUGCGAACUACAUGUUCUUCCUUAUGCAUCUCAUCAAUAAACCAGACACUGAAUACACAGGUCAAGAGACGUACGUAUGGAAUAUGUACACUCAGCGUUGCUGGGACUUCUUCCCUGUUGGAGACUGCUUCCGCAAACAGAACGAGACCGAGAUGACCGAGUGAAUGAAUGGUUAAAUACGGUUCACAAUCCUAGAGACUACAAUACUCGCUCGAAGGACCAUCUUAAAACUGUAAGGGCCACUUGCACCAACGAAAAUGGAGGGUUAACCCACCAUUUUAUAUGGAAUUUGACAGAUGACAGCCCACUAACCCUGAGUUAAGUGGUUGGUGCAAGUGUGCUUAAGAGAAUGAGUAAAUUACUAAAUAGUACUUAAAAAAAAACGAAUAACAAUUUUAAAUACUAGAGACUAAAAUAUAUGGCUCGAAGGACCAUUUGUUUGGUAUGAUCAAAAUAGGUAAUAGGAGAAAACCGAGAUAAACGAGCGAAUAUUUUUUUUCUCUCAAAAUACCCGAUCUGAAGGACACAAGAUUCAUAAUCAUGACAUCCGAUUUAGAGGACCGUUUUGUUUAGGUACCUAUCCAUUUUAUUUAUGUGGAUCAAUACUUCUUUGUUUUCUAGCUAUUUAAGAAAUUUGAUCACUUACUUAUACCUAUAUAUGUAUGUAUAUCACAUAAGUAGUUCACACAAGACCGUUUUGAUGCUUGUCAUUGUAAUCUCUAGGAUUUAAACAAUGGCGCUUUUGAAAUAGACACUAGGAUCUAAAAACCGGAAUUUUUCUCUAAACCGGUUUACAAUAAAAAGAGCCAAUCUUCAUGCCUUAGACGGCAUAUUUUUGUAAACCUUAGAUAUAAUUAUAAAUAUCUAUAAGAAUGAAAAAACGCAGUAUGAAUGCGGCUACUAAAAAUAUCAAUUUAAGCUUUUGCUCAAAAUUGACGCCAAAAACUAAUCAAUUUGGUCUAUCAGUGCAUUUCUAUAACUAGCUUCAGUACUUAUUUAUAUCAAAAUGUUCAAAGUCAAUUAUGUAUGUAGAAAUUUUGAAAACAGAGAUAUACGAGUAUAUCUAAAUAGAGAAAUAUUUAAUGCACAAAGUUUCUAAUCUAGUCGCUAAUAUUUAAACAAAGCACAAAGAUACAAUUAUAAAAUAUAAAUUAUUUAAAUUAUGCCAAAGACUUAUAAAAGUAAGUUUGGAAAAAUCAUGUCUUAAUGACAGUAGAUGUCACUACUCAGAUAAUCAUUUUUGGUAACUCUGAUUGCCAAAAGAUGGCAGUUAAGUCGUUAAAACAUACAGCGCCAUCUAGUUUUGAGUGUCAAACUCAGUGGCAUUUUUUAUAUUUAUCUCAAUAACUCUUUGGUAUUUGAUAUGUUUGUGCUUUGCUCUUUAUAGUAUUAAAAGAAAGUUCAAAAUAUUCUUCAUCUAAUAGAUAAAUGAGAAAUAUGUUUAUAUCAAGUUUAUCUAACUUCCAUAUAUAAUAAGGUGGCCUUUCCAAGUAAUAUUUUUUAAAAGUUUCGAUAUAGUUUAUGUAAGAUAAUAUAAAGUAACUGUUAAUGAAAUAAAUAUUAAUUUAUUGCCA
Messenger RNA from Leguminivora glycinivorella, 16942 nucleotides. It is a transcript of the gene RyR, whose product is annotated as ryanodine receptor. Gene Ontology annotation, biological process: calcium ion transmembrane transport; intracellular calcium ion homeostasis. NCBI's taxonomy places the organism in Eukaryota, Metazoa, Arthropoda, Insecta, Lepidoptera, Tortricidae. The coding region runs from base 224 to 15532 and encodes 5102 amino acids. The transcript has 113 exons. Gene Ontology annotation, molecular function: ryanodine-sensitive calcium-release channel activity; protein binding. The record is from RefSeq and is a predicted model, not a curated record. Gene Ontology annotation, cellular component: calcium channel complex; Z disc; sarcoplasmic reticulum membrane.